GCAGCAGGCCGCCUCCCCUCAGCCGAGCAGCGCAUGUGCCCGCGGCCUUGGCUGGGGCCGAGACGGCGACGACGGCGACGGGGCCUCCGCCGCCCAUGGCCGGGACGCGCUGGGUGCUGGGCGCGCUGCUGCGGGGUUGCGGGUGCAGCUGCAGCAGCUGCCGCCAGACGGGCGCGGCCUGCCUCCCGCUGCGGCCCGCCGUCGCCUCCCUCGCCGCCGCCGCCGCCGGGCCGCUCGGCCUCUCCGGCCGCCGCCGCCUCCUGUCUCUGCUCGGGGCAGCCACGCAGAGCCGCGGCUUCGCCAGCCCCGCCGGGCCAGUGCCUGGCUUCGGCGCCCUGCAGGCCUCGCUGCUCCCGCCGGGCCUCGCGGGGAGGUGCUACGGCCAGGAGCCUGGCACCCCAUUUCAGGAUGAGUAUCCUCCCCUCGCAGAAUAUGAGCUGCCUCCGUCCAAGUCAAGCGAAGACGACGACGUGUAUCUGAUUCGAGCCCAGGGCUUGCCUUACUCCUGUACCGAGGAAGAUGUUCUCAACUUUUUUGCAGGCAGCAAAAUUCGAAAUGGCGUGCACGGCAUACAUUUCCUCUUAAACCGUGAUGGUAAACGCAGAGGAGAUGCUCUGGUGGAAUUAGAGUCGGAAGAGGAUGUGCAGAAUGCCUUGGAGAAGCACCGAAGGUAUCUGGGCCAGCGCUACGUGGAAGUUUUUGAAAUCCACAAUGAGGACGUUGAAGCCAUCAUGAAGAGCUUGCAGUCCAGUUCAGCUUCUGUGACCAAUGAUGGAGUUGUACGAUUGAGGGGCCUUCCGUAUAGUUGCGUGGAAGCCAACAUUUCUGAGUUCUUCUCAGGUUUGAGUAUAGUUGACAUAACGUUUGUCAUGGACCAGAGAGGAAGGAGGAAAACGGGAGAGGCGUUUGUACAGUUUGCCACACCUGAAAUGGCUAAUCAAGCUUUGUUGAAGCAUAAGGAAGAGAUUGGGAAUCGAUACAUAGAAAUAUUUCCAAGCCAGAGGAGUGAAGUUCGUACACACAAUGGUUUUUACCGGGGUAGGAAAAUGAUGGGCUAUCCGGCUAUGAAACAAGACCCGGAGUCAGUUUUUGAAGAAGCCGAGCUGUGCGAGGCCCUGAGACCUGCUGCAGCUUAUGAAAGUGACACAGAAAACGAAGUUUUUAAGCAAGCAUUUGAAAAGCCUCGGGAGCCAUCGGAAUCUGGGAGCUUCUCUUCGCUUCAUUUUGUUCACUUGAGGGGUCUGCCUUUUCAAGCAACCGCCCAAGAUAUUAUAAAUUUUUUUGCUCCCCUGAAACCGGUGAGAGUCACGAUGGAAUAUAAUUCAAGUGGGAAAGCGACAGGAGAAGCUGAUGUGCACUUUGAGACGCACGAGGAUGCAGUGGCAGCAAUGGCCAAGAACAGGUCUCACGUGCAGCAUAGAUACAUUGAAUUGUUCCUGAAUUCAUCACCAAGCCGAAAAAAUGGUUGCCAGUGACAAUAGCAUAAUUCCCAAAGUUUAGGAUAAAUAUGCAUUUCAUUUGCACACUUUCCUAGCGCUGGAAUGCAGGAGUUCCUGUAACUAGCAAGGAUUAAAGAAAAAAAAAAUCUAAAGGACACUUUUUUUUCUGAAUUGCCUUUCAAAGAAAAACCAGCAGCUGCACCUGAAACCCGACAACUUAUUUGUGCAUAAUUUGUUGUAUGUAAAAAAACCAAAAUUAAACAUUGAAGUGUCCAUCAAUAAACUUCUUCUAUAGGAUGUGCCCUGGUAGGGUUGGGGGGGCCAAGCUGAGAUCUGUGGCUGUAGCCUGGUUGCCCUGUUCUGAAAUAUGGCUGGCGCAGAUGUAAUACUGCCAAUAGUUUAAUUUUGACUAAGCAGGUGGAAACAUUGUAGUUUCAGAGCCUAAGGGGGGGGGGGGGGUGAACACACGACAGGUCAGUUGGGGUGUGUGGGGGGGUACCUUCUUCCCAUGACCUUCUGAUUUGCUUUGUGGUGUGGCAAUUGGCAGAGUUACAACAGUAUCAGCCCAUUACAUGGAACAAUACCAGGAAUGCUCGAGUCUAAUGAUUUUCAGUAGGUGCUCUGUGGUUCACCGCAGAGGUGGAAAAGGGAAGACUUGCGGGGAGGGCUGUGUGGCAUGCACAAAGGAACGUGCUCCCGAGCCGUUCCUUUUAUUUAUCAGGAAAGCUGACUUGUACUGUGCUCCUUAUUUGAGUGCAUGUGGGGUGUGGUCCGGUUUAAAAUUGGGGUGUGUGAAUAAAAUUAAGUGUUGUGUUCUGGCUGGAAAUAAAAAGUACUUUAGAAAAGCUGCUGAUUCUCCGGAAGGCCUUUUUUGAGGGUUUGUAAGCGAACGCCCUUCUUUAAAUGUUCAUGUAGGUCAAGUUUUAGUCAGAUUGACUUCCGUGGUAAAAACAUAUUUGCUUUCAGCUUUUUUUUUUCUAAGUAGGCUAAAUUUUGUUGUCCGGAUGAUUAUUUCCUCCUUUGAAAACAUGGGUGAUGCUGCCGCGGUUCAGGUGGCAAACGUUUGAAUCUGCCAUUACGUUAAGUAGUUCUGCUCCUGAGGAAAGAGUUUUGAAGUAUGAAGAAUGCCUGCAAUUGUGUACAUGGAAGCAAAUCCCAUACGGGAUUUUGCGUGUGUGCAUAUAGUGGCUACCGCAUGUAUAUAAAUGACUUAGAAUAUCAGAGGUUGACCCACUUGUGAAACCUUGGAAUAAGCAAAACCGUUUGUUAAAAGGUUAGUCAGAUCUGUGAUAAAGUCUGCCGUUUGGUUUUAGCCCCUUUUCUCAUUUUUCCUCUGCUAAACGCUAUGUAUUUUACAGAACCUUUUCUAAACCGCCCAGUUUCAUGUGGCUUGUUACUAUGUGUAUUCCCGUGUUGUUAGUAGUGGCCAGUCUAUACUAUGGAUGAAGUCUCAAAUUGCUGCUGGCAGAUAUUAACUAUUGCUGAUUAGUUUCACCUGUCCAGUCAUAAAUGUAUGAAUAUAAUAAAUGAAAGCUUUUUUUCCUUCA
Messenger RNA from Eublepharis macularius, 2986 nucleotides. It is a transcript of the gene GRSF1, whose product is annotated as G-rich RNA sequence binding factor 1. Gene Ontology annotation, cellular component: nucleoplasm; ribonucleoprotein complex. The transcript has 10 exons. Bases 96 to 1475 code for a protein of 459 amino acids. NCBI's taxonomy places the organism in Eukaryota, Metazoa, Chordata, Lepidosauria, Squamata, Eublepharidae. The record is from RefSeq and is a predicted model, not a curated record. Gene Ontology annotation, biological process: regulation of RNA splicing. Gene Ontology annotation, molecular function: RNA binding.